AUGUGCAGGGUUCGUGAAGCGGCAAAACCGGGCGCAACCACAAAUCCAAGCAAACGACAUCGCGAACGAUUGAACGGUGAACUUGAAACAGUCGCCGCACUGUUGCCCUACGACCAGAGUGUCAUUUCCAGGCUGGACAAACUCAGUGUGCUGCGUUUGGCGGUCAGUUAUCUUCAAAUCAAAGCACACUUUCAAGCAUGUUUGCACCGAUCCUCGUAUGUCGCGAGCUUUCCUUUUGCUUUCGCGCACAGUUAUCCAUUCAUUCCCAACGCAACAGUACCGUAUGGCGGCAUUCCAACAGCCAUACAUCGUGCUUCCGGACAAUCGCUCAUCGAUCCAAACGAACACGACUUCGAAAGUAUGGCGCUUAAGGCACUUGGCGGUUUCAUUUUGAUACUAAAUGAAAAUGGCGAUAUUUAUUACGCAUCGGAAAAUAUUGAGACUUAUUUGGGCUUUCAUCAGUCCGAUAUUCUGCAUCAGCCUCUGUUCGAAAUGAUACAUUCGGAAGACCGUGAGGAUAUCAAACAACAGUUAGCCUGGAACUACAAUGUUCCUCUUCAUUUCACUUGCUUGCAGGACGUUCUAACUCCUGGAGGAAUGCCUUAUUUGGAAAGGAAUGUUAAUGCUCGGUUUCGCUGUUUACUUGAUAACACCUGCGGCUUCCUGAGAAUUGAUGUUCGAGGGAAACUGAUGAGUCUCCACGGCUUACCACAUUCCUAUGUACUCAAUCGCGCUGAAGCUCACACCUCUGGCAACAUUGUGCUGGGAUUAGUGGCUGUUUGCAGCCCAUUUGUUCCGCCGAAUGUUGUUGACCAGUCGUUGGAUGAUCCAAUCCUGAAAACGAAACACUCUCUCGAUUUUACACUUGUUUCCAUGGAUAGCCGUGUAAAAGCUUUAUUAGAACUUGACGACAAAAAUUUGCCGCGCAGUUUCUAUAGUCUGGUUCAUGUGGAUGAUGCAGUCUGUAUUGCCGAAGCACAUAAGGAAGUAACCAAGAACAGCGCAAGUGGUAUUCUGAUAUAUCGUUUGGUUAGUGUUUGUAGUCGGAGGACAUAUUGGAUCCAGAGCAGCUGUCGCAUGUUUUAUAAAAAUGGUAAACCGGAAACGAUUGGACUAACACAUCGUCUUCUAACUGAAGUGGAAGGGACAAUGUUACUGGAGAAGCGCGCAUCGCUGAAAGCUAAACUUCUGUCAUUCGAUGACUCGCUGCUUCAGUCACCCAGGAAUCUGCAGUCCACUGCAGCUCUGCCAGCAGCUUCAUCAGGUAAAUCUGCAAACUCAAUUGGUACUUUUUUCUUUCUGGACCUUGCCCAAAGAGCUAAUAUAUUUGGAUGA
Gongylonema pulchrum is the source of this 1335-nucleotide messenger RNA. The record is from the annotation of a GenBank genome assembly. NCBI's taxonomy places the organism in Eukaryota, Metazoa, Nematoda, Chromadorea, Rhabditida, Gongylonematidae.